This is a messenger RNA of Erinaceus europaeus (western European hedgehog), 2972 nucleotides long. Its product is annotated as MIA SH3 domain ER export factor 3. Gene Ontology annotation, biological process: endoplasmic reticulum to Golgi vesicle-mediated transport; protein secretion; vesicle cargo loading. Gene Ontology annotation, cellular component: endoplasmic reticulum membrane; endoplasmic reticulum exit site. The coding region runs from base 53 to 2455 and encodes 800 amino acids. Lineage: Eukaryota; Metazoa; Chordata; Mammalia; Eulipotyphla; Erinaceidae. The transcript has 23 exons. The record is from RefSeq and is a predicted model, not a curated record.
CCCCCCCCCCCCCCCCCAGGAAGCGCAGCCUUCACUCCGCGGACCCCUCGCCAUGAACUCGGUGCCGGCGACCGUGUCCUCGGUCCCCGGCGUCGCCGCCGGCGGGGACCCGGAGCUGCUGGGGCCCGUGUCGGUGCUGUUCGCGGCGCUGCUGGGCCGCCUGCUGGAGCUAAUGGCUACCUUGUCUGACGACGACCAGCUUGGACCUGACAUUUAUGGACUGCCGUGGAAACCUGUGUUUAUCACUGCUUUCUUGGGGAUUGCUUCAUUUGUCAUUUUCUUCUGGAAAACUAUUCUUGCUGUAAAGAGUAAAAUAUAUCAAGUCACUGAACAGCAAAUUUCCGAGAAGGUCAAGAAUAUCAUGAAAGAAAAUGCUGAACUUCAGAAAAAAUUGUUAAAUUAUGAACAGAAGAUGAAGGAGUCAAAGAAGCACAUCCAAGAAGCCAAGAAGCAAAACUUGAUUCUUUCUGAUAGCGCAGUACAUUCUAAGGAUAAAAUGAAAAAGCUUGAAGAAUGUAAUGAAGCCCUGGGUGACACGACUAAGAAACUGCGUGAUAUGUUAGCAUCUGAGAGAGAACAGAAUGCAAAGAAUCAGGAGUUGAUACUGGAAAAUAAGAAAUCCAUAGAAAAGUUAAAAGAUGUUAUUUUAAUGAAUGCUUCAGAAUUAUCAGAGGUUCAAAUUGCCCUGAAUGAGGCUAAACUUAGUGAAGAGAAGGUGAAGUCUGAAUGUCAACGGGUUCAAGAAGAAAAUGCAAAGCUGAAGAAGAAGAAAGAACAGUUGCAGCAAGAAAUCAAAGACUGGAGCAAAUCACAUUCAAAGCUCAGUGAGCAAAUCAAAUUAUUUGAGAAGUCUCAGAAAGAUUUGGAAACAACUCUCACUCACAAAGAUGAUAAUAUUGAUGCUUUGAACAAUUGCAUUACCCAGCUGAAUCGGCUAGACUGUGAGUCUGAUCCUGGGACUGAGAAUACUGGAGGAAAAGAGUCGGAUGAACUAGCAAAUGGCCAAGUCGGAGGUAACCAGAGUGAGAAGAUGAAAAAUAAAAUCAAGCAGAUGAUGGAUAUCUCUCGGACACAAACCGCGAUGUCUGUCGUUGAGGAGGAUCUAAAGCUUUUACAGGCUAAACUCCGAGCCACCAUGUCCACCAAGUGUAGCCUAGAAGACCAGAUAAAGAAGUUGGAAGACGAUCGAAACUCACUGCAGUCUGCCAAGGCGGGGCUGGAGGAUGAGUGCAACACCCUGAGGCAGAAGGUGGAGAUCCUGAAUGAGCUCUACCAGCAGAAGGAGAUGGUGCUGCAGAAGAAGCUCAGUCAAGAAGAGUACGAGCGUCAAGAAAGAGAACAGCGGCUGACGGCGGCAGAUGAGAAGGCGGUUUUGGCUGCAGAGGAAGUGAGAACCUACAAGCGGAGAAUUGAAGAAAUGGAAGAAGAGCUCCUGAAAACAGAACGCUCCUUUAAAAACCAGAUUGCUACUCAUGAGAAGAAAGCUCAUGAAAACUGGCUCAAAGCGCGUGCGGCCGAGAGAGCCAUGGCUGAGGAGAAGAGGGAGGCAGCCAACCUGAGACACAAGCUGCUGGAGCUGACGCAGAAGAUGGCGAUGCUGCAGGAGGAACCUGUGAUCGUCAAGCCGAUGCCGGGAAGACCCAGCUCACAGAACCUUCCCCGAAGAGGCCCGCUGAGCCAGAACGGCUCUUUCGGUCCGUCUCCCGUGAGCGGCGAGUGCUCUCCUCCACUGGGCGCCGACCCGCCGCCGGCCAGGCCGCUGUCCGCCACGCUCGGCCGGAGAGAGACGCCCAGGAGCGAAUUUGCAGAUCCAGGAUCCGGUGCAGCUCCCAUGAACAACUCCGGAAGUGCUUCCCCCAGCAAGGGGCUGGACGAGGCCAAGCAAACUGUUCCCCAAGAGUCUGAAGACCCUUCAGUUGCCAGCAUUCCAGCUUUGGCUGAGCCCCCAGCAGCAGUUCCUCUGGCUGUGAAAGGGCCCCCUCCUUUCCCAGGGGCGCCUCUCAUGAGCUCCCACAUGGGGGGCCCUCUGCCACCGCCCAUCCGAUACGGACCUCCACCUCAACUCUGCAGACCUUUUGGGCCUCCGCUUCCGCCACCGAUUCCACCACCAUUUGGCCCUGCCUUGCGCCCCCCACUGGGCAUGAGAGAGUACGCACCACGUAUGCCACCCGGAAAGCGGGACGUGCCGAUUGACCCUCGAGAAUUUAUACCGGGACACGCGCCUUUUAGGCCCUUAGGCCCUCUUGGCCCAAGAGAGUACUAUUUUCCUGGUCCCCGGCUACCACCUCCACCACACAGCCCCCAGGAUUUCUUGCUUCCUCCCCACGGCCCCCAGGAUCACCCACCGUUACCUGCUGCCAGAGACUUGCCACCACCUGGCUCCAGACCAGAGCCCCCUGCGGCUGCUCAGAGCGGCAACCAGGACUCCCCGCCGACUUUCAAACAGAGCCCUUAACUGUGACCCCAGACUGCGGAGACGGCCUGGACUGUGUGUUAAAGUUCUCACUGGCUUUAAAAAUCUGAGAAGUUCAAUUUAAGAGGUUCACUUUUAGAAACAAGCUGUACCAGAAAUGUGCAUUUUUGAGCCCAACCAUUCAAAACUUUCAUUUUCUCCUUUGAAUAAAAAUCACCUCCCAAGCUUGAGCCUUCUUACAACUUUGAAAUGUGCAAUAAAAAAAUACCUGUGUGUUCAUGUAGCACUAGUAACCGCUAAAUGAUCUAGAAUAUUAUGCAAACUAUGAACAUUUCCUGUGGAAAUGCUUGUUAAGAAUGCUUAUUUCCAUUUACCAGCCUAUUUUUGGUGUGUACCAGUCAGAUGCACAGCAAUGGUGUUUAUAAGCUUGUUUUUUUAAAAAUCUGGUCUCAAAGACUGUUACGCUACAUAUGUUUACUAAAAGACCACUAAACUUGAACGCCCCUCUUGCUGAAGUUCUUUGUAGUAAUAGUUGAUAAAAACCUGGUUAUUAAUAUUU